Messenger RNA from Drosophila sechellia, 4232 nucleotides. It is a transcript of the gene wrd, whose product is annotated as Protein phosphatase regulatory B subunit well-rounded. Gene Ontology annotation, biological process: signal transduction; protein dephosphorylation. Bases 259 to 3054 code for a protein of 931 amino acids. The record is from RefSeq and is a predicted model, not a curated record. Gene Ontology annotation, cellular component: cytosol; protein phosphatase type 2A complex; nucleus. NCBI's taxonomy places the organism in Eukaryota, Metazoa, Arthropoda, Insecta, Diptera, Drosophilidae. Gene Ontology annotation, molecular function: protein phosphatase activator activity. The transcript has 9 exons.
GUGAACGUCGAGUGCCCCGAAAACUUUAAUAUUAGUUGAAAAUAUUCGUUUCCCAAGUUAAUUGCUCUCCUAUCCUAUUCCCUCAUUUGAUCCCCUUCGAACCAUUCUAUAGUUUCAUACUUAGCGUGCCCAAAUUGAGUUUCUAGUGUAGUCUUUCUCAUGUGUUGUUGGUCGGCGGGGGCGGCUGGUAAAAAAGCAGGCGUUCCGUAUCAAGAUUAAAACCGAGUGCCAUUUGCUCCAAGUGCCGGCACUAAUGAGAUGGUCUUCGGUGCUAUGUUGCUGACGGGCAACGGGCUCAAAGGUCCCAAACAGCAGCAACAGCAGCAGGAGCAAUCGCAACAGCAGCAGCAAGAGCAAAGGAAACCGGCUCCCAUUAAAUCCUCCAGCAAGGAGCAGGAACCGCAGCCCAUUGCAGCCGGGUAUUAUGCCAUCGGCAUUCGCAUACCCAAAUCGCCAUCGUUUCACAGCGGCCUAGAUCAGCUGGCCGACGACGAGUUGGACGAUCAGGUGCAGGAUCAGCAGCAGGGUCAGGAGCAGCAGCAGCAGCAACAGACCGGCAGCCGAUUCAGGUUCAGCAGCGUGGAGGAGCUAAAGGCCAAGUUCGAGGGGCGGAAAACGCCCCUCUCACCGCCAGAGGCAGCAGCAGCAGGAGGAGCACCCACCACAUCCUCCUCACCCUCGUCCUCGUCCACCAGCUCCAAUUCCUCGGCCUCGGCCCUGUCCUCGCUUUCGCAGGCGGCCUCAUCCUCGCUAGCCUCGGCGGCUGCUAACUCCUCGGCCUCAUCCUCGGCCGCCACGUACGGUGGUGGAGCUAAUUCGGCUGCAGCUGCACUGAUUGCCUCCUCGCCAUUUGGAUCGCAGUCCUCCACUUCUUCGCUCUCGAUAUCCUCGAAUGCCGGCAUGUCGAAGAACGCGGCAGGAGCAGGCUCUGGAUCAGGAUCUGGAUCUGGAACAACGACAUCGGGCGCCGCUAGCGGCAGCAAUUCACUUGUGUCCACUUUGGCGCAACACUUCUCGGCGGCCACAUCCGCCGCAGCAUCGGCGGCAGCCGCUGCGGCAUCCUCUGCCUCGGCGGCGUCCUCCUCGUCAGCUUCCUCAUCGACCGCCACCAACAACGCAGCCAGCAGCUCCAUCGCCGCCAGCAAGUCACCUGUGAGCGCGGCCGCGGCCAUAAAGAACAUACUGAAUGCCACCAAGAGUGUGGGUACCAGUGCUGCGGCGGCGGCAGCAGCGGCGGCCACCUCCUCCUCAUCAUCCCCAUCCUCUGCGGCGGCUGUGCCGUCGUCCGCCGCCACCGCCGUCGUCGCUGUUCCCACCACCAGCGAUGUGCCCGCAGAGGAGCUGCGUCCGACGGUGGCCCAGAAUCUGGUGGGCGGCAUUAGCAUCUCAUUGGGAAUUGGCCAGCGCAAUGGCGGCGCAGCACCCGCGUCAUCAGCAGUAAUGGUGACAUCUAACGCCACCCUGGUGGUGACCACAUCGAGCCUAAGCAUCCGGCAGAACGGUGACAUACUGCCGGGUCAUCCGGCGGGUCUUCAGCCCUCGCCCCAGACGCUGCAACAGCUGACGGGCAGUCCGGGAAGGGCUCGCGACCGGAAUCUGUUCUACACGCCACCCACCGCUUCGGUUGCCAUGGCGCUGCCUGCACUGCGAGAGACCGCCGCCAGUGAACGAGAGGAGCUGUUCAUACAGAAGAUCCAACAAUGCUGCACACUGUUCGACUUCUCCGAGCCGCUCAGCGACCUCAAGUUCAAGGAGGUGAAGCGGGCGGCUCUGCACGAAAUGGUCGAUUUCCUCACCAACCAAAAUGGCGUAAUAACCGAAGUUAUUUACCCGGAGGCAAUCAAUAUGUUUGCUGUCAACCUUUUCCGAACUCUGCCGCCAUCCUCCAACCCAAAUGGUGCCGAAUUCGAUCCGGAGGAGGAUGAACCCACGUUGGAGUCCUCUUGGCCGCACCUACAACUCGUUUACGAGCUGUUCUUGCGCUUCUUGGAGUCACCAGAUUUUCAACCAAGCAUGGCAAAACGUUUUAUCGACCAUCAAUUUGUAUUACAACUAUUGGAUUUAUUCGAUUCGGAGGAUCCACGUGAACGUGAUUUCCUAAAGACUGUUUUACAUCGCAUCUAUGGAAAAUUUUUGGGCUUGAGAGCAUUUAUUAGAAAGCAGAUCAACAAUGUCUUUUACAGAUUUAUUUAUGAAACGGAGCAUCAUAAUGGCAUAGCCGAAUUGUUGGAAAUCCUGGGUAGCAUUAUCAAUGGCUUUGCUCUGCCGCUCAAGGAGGAGCAUAAACAAUUUUUACUUAAGGUAUUGCUGCCAUUGCACAAAGCCAAGAGCCUCUCGGUCUACCAUCCGCAGCUCACCUACUGUGUGGUGCAGUUCCUGGAGAAGGAUCCAAGCUUAUCGGAGGCGGUCAUCAAAAGCCUGCUUAAAUUUUGGCCGAAGACGCACAGUCCCAAGGAGGUUAUGUUUUUGAACGAGCUGGAGGAGCUGUUGGACGUAAUUGAGCCGGCCGAGUUCCAGAAGGUGAUGGUGCCGCUGUUCCGCCAGAUAGCCAAGUGCGUCUCUUCGCCUCAUUUUCAGGUGGCCGAGCGUGCGCUGUACUAUUGGAACAACGAGUACAUUAUGUCGCUGAUAUCGGACAACUCGGCGUUGAUAUUACCCAUCAUGUUCCCAGCGCUCAAUCGCAACUCAAAGACGCACUGGAACAAGACCAUCCACGGUCUGAUCUACAAUGCACUCAAGCUGUUCAUGGAGAUGAAUCAGCGGCUUUUCGACGAGUGCAGCAAGAACUACAAGCAAGAGAAGCAGAUGGAGCGUGAGAAGCUGUCGCAAAGGGAGGAGCUCUGGCAACAGGUGGAGAGCUUGGCCAAGACCAACCCGGAGUGGACAAAGGCGAGCCGGUUUAACGACUGCCUGCCGGUCAGCGAGAGCCGGGCCCUGUACGAUCAAUAUAGUGAGAACAGCGAUUUAGCGUAUGAUCAGAGCGAGCAGAAGGCGCGCCAGCACCCGCCUCCGCUGCCGCCCCAGAAACAGGCGCACCAGGAGCCCCGAGAGUAAACGCGUGAAUAUAAUUGUACAGUUGAAUAUGAAUUGUCUAACUUAAGGCGUAGGCGUUUACCACCUUGAUUGAGUGCAUAUAUCCCCCGAUUUCUGCCACAUACAUACAUAGAUAGCUAUAUGACAUCCACACAUCCAUGCCACAUGCCACCACACAUACUAUAUGAAACAUGUUUACUACUCCACGACUAAAAUUUGCAAAUAUUGUACGCUAUUUAGCCUAGCAGUUAGAGCAGCUUACCAAUAAUAUAUUUAUAUGAAACAAAUCGCCCAGCAGGACACACAUAAAUUGUGGUAUGUAUGUGCGUGAGUGUAUUUUUGUAUGUAUUAACUAUUAAAUAUAGAAAUAUAUAUAUAUAUAUGUGCGGAGAACCGAUCGACAGGAAUUAGGCAUUUUUGUUUGUCCUGGACUGGCAGUGGAGUAUCCUGCGGACCGCCAAGGAAUAGAGAUGUCCCAAUUUCUGGGCCACCAAGCACAGUUGAUAACCAGGCAGGAGACUAUAUAUAUAUAUAUAUAUAUAUAUAUAUACCUAUAAGCAUCCUUACAACGUCACCACAACAGACUGGGACAUUGCUGGUCGUAGCGUCUACUUCUAUACUUCUAUAUCUAUAUGUAAACAUGUAAUAUUGGAUCCGUGUCAACCCAGUCGUUUAGUUCCAUAGUCAAGUCAUUACCGGGUCCGUUAGACAAGGAUUUAUGCAGAUACUCUCAACUAAUCUAGAAUCUAGACAAAGGCGACGAAGCAGAUCAAAAGAGUUUUGCUACCACUACCAAGUGCUGUACACGCCAAAAACGAAAGGCUUCAGUUUAGCUAUAGACACAAAUAUAUAUAUAUAUAUAUAUUAUAUAAAGAGAUGUAUUUACAUAUUUUUGGCAUUAUAGAUACAAACACAAUGUGGAAAAUUGCAUAAAAAAUAAUAUGGGUGGAAAGGUAAAGGGAACGUAAUUCAUAGAAAGGCAGAUUUUUUCAUACAGGAAACGGUGAAAAUCAAACUUUUCAACAUAAGAAUUAAACAUAUACUUAUAUAUGGGAAAAACAAAAACUAUAAAACAUUUACUAAAAGUGAAAACAAUAAAUAAAAAAUGAGUUAUACACCCCUAAAACAAUAUAUAUGUGCAAAUUGUAAAUGGAGCAUGUAAUUUUGUAAAAAUUAUAAAUAAAAGUUUAUCAAGUCGA